Rhodotorula graminis WP1 is the source of this 1666-nucleotide messenger RNA. RefSeq lists its product as uncharacterized. Gene Ontology annotation, biological process: response to hydrogen peroxide; hydrogen peroxide catabolic process. Gene Ontology annotation, cellular component: mitochondrion; cytoplasm; peroxisome. The transcript has 6 exons. The record is from RefSeq and is a predicted model, not a curated record. Lineage: Eukaryota; Fungi; Basidiomycota; Microbotryomycetes; Sporidiobolales; Sporidiobolaceae. Gene Ontology annotation, molecular function: heme binding; catalase activity. Bases 1 to 1539 code for a protein of 512 amino acids.
AUGCCGUCCCAGGAAGUCCUCAGCAAGCCCGACGGCGCCGUCUUUACCACGAGCCAGGGUCACCCGGUUCCCGAGCCGUACGCGCACCAGCGUGCCGGCAGGAACGGCCCGCUCCUCCUCCAGGACUUUGCGCACAUCGACAUGCUCGCCCACUUUGACCGCGAGCGCAUCCCCGAGCGCGUCGUCCACGCCAAGGGCAGCGGCGCCCACGGCACCUUCGAGGUCACCGACCCGAUCCCGGACCUCACCUGCGCCGAGUUCCUCGGCAAGAAGGGCAAGGUGAGCGCGACGGCGCGCUUCUCGACCGUCGGUGGCGAGAGCGGGUCUGCCGACACGGCGCGCGACCCUCGCGGCUUCUCGGUCAAGCUCCGCACCGAGCAGGGCAUCUGGGACCACGUCUACAACAACACGCCCGUCUUCUUCCUCAGGGACCCGGCCAAGUUCCCUCGCUUCAUCCACACGCAGAAGCGCGACCCGCAGACGCACCUCAAGGACGCCGACCACUUCUGGGACUACCUGUCGCAGGAGCCCGAGGCGUUCCACCAGGUCAUGAUCCUGUUUGGCGACCGCGGCGUGCCCGACGGCUACCGGUUCAUGCACGGCUACUCGGGCCACACGCACAAGCUCGUCAAGGCCGACGGCUCGUUCGUCUACGCCCAGUUCCACUACCAGUCGCGCCAGGGCACCAAGUUCCUCACCCAGGACGAGUCGGUCAAGAUUGCCGGCGAGAACCCGGACUACGCCGGCCAGGACCUGUUUGAGGCGAUCGAGAAGGGCGAGCACCCGUCGUGGGACUUCUGCGUCCAGACCAUGACGCCCGAGCAGGCCGAGAAGUUCCGCUACAACAUCCUCGACCUCACCAAGAUCUGGAGCCACAAGGAGUUCCCGCUGCGCAAGGUCGGCGUCCUCACCCUCAACGAGAACGUCAAGAACUACUUCGCCGAGGUCGAGCAGGUCGCGUUCUCCCCGUCGCACCUCAUCCCGGGCGUCGAGCCGUCGGCCGACCCGGUCCUCCAGUCGCGCCUGUUCUCGUACCCGGACGCGCACCGCUACCGUCUCUCCGCCAACUACGCGCAGCUCCCAGUCAACGCGCCGCUCAACCUGCCCGCCAACUUCCAGCGCGACGGCACCAUGGCGUUCCACAACCAGGGCGCGCGCCCCAACUACAAGUCGACGAUGCAGAAGCUCAGCUACAAGCCGCAGCCGUACCAGUUCGACAAGCACGAGCAGUUUGUCGGCAACCUGUGCGUCGAGCUGAGCGAGGUCACCGAGCUCGACUUUGAGCAGCCGCGCCAGCUGUGGGAGAAGGUGUUUGACGACGGCGCGCGCAAGCGCUUCAUCGGCAACGUCGCCGGUCACCUCGGCGGCGCCAAGAGCGACGAGAUCAAGCAGCGUACCCUCUCGGUCUUCAACGCCAUCCACCCCGACAUCGGCUCCGGCAUCGCCAAGGCCAUGGGCGUCUCGAACCCGGCGCCCCUCAAGGCCCUCCCGGCGUCCGAGGCGCUCGAGUUCCGCGCCAACAUCAACCCGCAGGCGUAAAAGAGCGCCGCAGGUUGGUCGACCCGCUUGCUGCCGCACGAGGAGGAGAGGAGGCGGUCCCGCUUGAACUCGCUGUCGUACACCCCCUCUCACUCUCGUCCUGUAACUACUCGAUUUAGUGCACGCA